This is a messenger RNA of Aspergillus tubingensis, 768 nucleotides long. Its product is annotated as transcription termination factor 2. The transcript has 4 exons. Bases 1 to 768 code for a protein of 255 amino acids. The record is from RefSeq and is a predicted model, not a curated record. Lineage: Eukaryota; Fungi; Ascomycota; Eurotiomycetes; Eurotiales; Aspergillaceae.
AUGCAGGACGAGAAGACAGGUUACGCAUUCUGGCACAGAGAAGAGCCAUCAAGCAUAUUGAGACGCCAUGCAAAGAGGCCAGACGUGCCUAGUUAUGGUAUCGCAACCGAUAGUAUCGACUGGGUCUUUACAAAGAUUGACCAAGCGUUGAUAGGAUCUUACAUCGAGACUCUGCUAGAUGCGAGCCCUGAGAAUGACACUCGCCUCUGGGACCAUCAAAAACGGUUAAAUAUCAGAGAAUUUCAGGCUGUUUAUACAGACAAGGAACUCGCAACAAUUGGCAUUACCGACCUAGACUAUCCCCGCAUCCCGAGGAUGGUCCAGAGUUUCUCACUAGAAUUCUGGCGUGGAACCGCCGUCUUAAAAUUCUGGCGGAUCUGGACCGAGAAGAUAUUGAAAUCGCCAUGCAGCGAGCUUGUGCCAAUCCCCACACUGGGCCUGAUGAUACCCCCUGCGGACACGACACAGACUUCUCCAUCUGAUGUCUCUGCCGACCGAGUGCGCCGAAUCAUGUACUCUCCAAAAUCCGCCGAGGCGCUAAUUAUAUCAUCGUGGAAGUCUCCCUCCUUAGAAACUGGAUCAGGGAAAACACACAAGGACUCGCCAAUCGAAUAUCCCGACCUGAAAGGAAUGGGUAGAUGCGGGAAUCAGCCCCAGCAGUUCUACUCCCAGAAUGUUGAAUGGUGGGAGACCCUCGCCAUCGCGAAGGCCACUCGCGAGCUCGACCGGAUAGCCAUGGGACCGUUAUUGGCCCACAAGUCAACUUAA